Molecule: messenger RNA, 213 nt
Organism: Ambispora leptoticha
Lineage: Eukaryota; Fungi; Glomeromycota; Glomeromycetes; Archaeosporales; Ambisporaceae
Source: the annotation of a GenBank genome assembly
AUGCGGGAACUACAAAAGGAACUAACUGAAAAAAAGGAACAAAUUCAAAAUUUAGUAUUAAGACAAAAAGGACAAGGUAAAGGGCAGGAUUUUGAAAAGCCAAACUGGAAUGGGACUUUUAUUGGCAGCGAUUUCGGCUUGCCACUGGUCAUAACACCAGGCACAUUGGGCUCAACUUUCGGAAGUAUGGGUACUACUAUAAUGCCCCCAUAA